Messenger RNA from Endocarpon pusillum Z07020, 1827 nucleotides. RefSeq lists its product as uncharacterized. The record is from RefSeq and is a predicted model, not a curated record. Lineage: Eukaryota; Fungi; Ascomycota; Eurotiomycetes; Verrucariales; Verrucariaceae. The transcript has a single exon. The coding region runs from base 1 to 1827 and encodes 608 amino acids. Gene Ontology annotation, molecular function: oxidoreductase activity.
AUGUCAUUCGUUCUUUCCGGCAUGCCAUGGCACAAGGGCGAGGAGAAAAUGCACCAACUGACCAGGACGGAGAAUCAAGAGAACCCAAGCUCCCCUUAUCUCGUUCCGGGAGCAGCUCAAAUGUUGCAGAGGGCACCAUUGCUUGCGCUUGGCACUAUCGAUGAAACUGGAAGACCGUGGGCUACCGUAUGGGGAGGAGAGACUCCGCUUGCUCAGCCUGUAGCACAGUCGAUCAUUGGCAUACGCACGACGGUGGACAGUAGAUCUGAUCCAGUGGUAGAUCUGCUCUAUGGCGGCAAAGACGAUGGUGAAGUUGUCAAGGAACAAGGCGCUGGGAGGAUGGUCUCUGCCCUGUCCAUCAACCUUGAGAAAAGGAAAAGAUUGAAGUUGUACGGUAGAAUGGUUGCCGGAGCGUUGGCUCGAAUUGGCCCAGAAACCGACCAGGACUCUGCCGGCCCCGUCGGAGAGGUUCAACUGGUGGUGAAGAUCGAGCAGAGUCUCUACAAUUGUCCGAAGUACCUCAAUUGCAAGCGCAUCUACCCUGUGCUUCCCGAGCCAACACUCAUCUCCGACUCUCGGAUACUUCCUCGGCAAGCAUUAGAACUCAUCGCCAAAGCGGACACCCUUUUCGUCUCUUCAUGUGACCACGACAAAGACAUGGAUAUGAACAUCCGUGGGGGAUCUCCUGGCUUUGUGCGGGUCCAAUCUAAUGGCGACUCAGGAACUGUCCUGGUGUGGCCGGAAUACUCAGGCAACAACCUAUAUCAGACACUCGGUAAUUUUCAGACCUCUCCCAAAGCAGGACUCGUCUUUCCCGACUUCGAUACCGGGGAUGUGCUUUACGUCACUGGUGAUACAGAAGUUCUCAUCGGCAAGGACGCUGGCGCAGUUAUCCCUCGUUCUAAUCUAGCAGUCAAACUCUUCCUCACAGGCACUCGCUUCGUGCAGAAAGGCCUUCCAUUUCGUGGAGAGAGCCUAGAAAGGUCGCCAUAUAACCCUAGCGUGCGCUUCCUGGCCAGCGAAAAACAUCUGCCCGAAACACAGAAGACAGGCGAUAACUCAGUCACGGCAAAACUAAUCAAGAAGGAAACACUAACGCCAACAAUCCAUCGAUAUCGCUUCAGCAUCUCCGAUCCCCUCGCUUCAGGCCCAUGGAAGCCAGGCCAAUACGUCGCUCUCUCCUUUCAUGACGAACUUGACAUGGGCUACAGUCACAUGCGAGAUGACGACCCUCGGAGCCUGAACGACGAUUACCUGCGCACCUUCACCGUUUCUUCACGGCCAGGCGAAGGAAUCCACGGCGAAGAAUUCGAGAUCACCGUGCGAAAGGUCGGCAAUGUCACUCGGUAUCUCUCCAUGCAGAGCGAGCGAUCUGGCCUCGAAGUGCCCCUUCGUGGUUUCGGAGGGGAGCUCCGACUGCAACAGAACCCAGGCGGGAUGAUCGCGUUCGUUGCUGGCGGUAUAGGUGUCACCCCGCUGCUAGCGCAGUUAGAAGAUAUCGAUAUAUCACGGCUGCGACUGUUCUGGUCACUGCAUGUAAGCGAUAUUGGACUCGUCUACGAUACCUUCCAACACCAUGCUUCGUUGCCCAAAUCCUGUGUCCUGUAUCUGUCAGGGCAGAUAGCGGACAUCCGAGAAGAGGACCUUCCGAAAAAGGAAAUGAUUUUCAAUUCCGGCGCCAGCAUUGAGCAGAGACGUGUGCAGGCGAAUGACCUUACCUCUGUCGACGCGGAAGCCUGGUACCUAUGUACUGGUGUGGGGCUGAGGAAGGAGAUCUUGGACUGGUUGGCAGGCAAGACGGUACAUUACGAGGACUUCAACUACUGA